Molecule: messenger RNA, 3390 nt
Organism: Ochotona princeps (American pika)
Lineage: Eukaryota; Metazoa; Chordata; Mammalia; Lagomorpha; Ochotonidae
Gene: USP45
Product: ubiquitin specific peptidase 45
Exons: 18
Coding region: 71-2578 (835 amino acids)
Biological process (GO): protein deubiquitination
Cellular component (GO): cytosol; nucleus
Molecular function (GO): cysteine-type endopeptidase activity; zinc ion binding; cysteine-type deubiquitinase activity
Source: RefSeq, a predicted model, not a curated record
CGCCGUGCGGCCGCGCAGGCGCAAUUGCGCCGGUUGUAGACGCGGCGGUCGGCCGGGCGGUAAAUAACAGAUGCGGGUGAAAGAUCCAACCAAGGUGUUACCUGAGAAAGCCAGAAGAAGUAAAAGGCCCACGGUACCUCAUGAUGAAGACUCUUCAGAUGAUAUUGCUGUAGGUUUAACUUGCCAACAUGUGAGCCAUGCUGUCAGUGUGAGUCAUGUGAAAAGGGCGACAGCUGAGCAUCUGUGGUCGGUUUGUUCAGAAUGUUUAAAAGAACGGAGAUUCCAUGAUGGACAGCCAGUUCUUCCUUCUGAUGUUUGGUUGUGCCUCAAGUGUGGUUUUCAGGGUUGUGGUAAACACUCAGAAGGCCAGCAUUCCCUAAAGCACUUUAAGAGUUCCAGACCAGAGCUGCAUUGCAUUGUCAUCAGUCUGAGCACAUGGAUUAUAUGGUGUUACGAGUGUGAUGAAAAAUUAUCAACACAUUGCAAUAAGAAAGUUUUGGCUCAGAUAGUUGAUUUCCUCCAGAAACAUGUUUCUAAAACUCAAGCAAAUGCGGUUUCUAGACUCUUGAAAUUUUGUGAAGAAAAAUGUGAAGCAAGUGAAAUAAAGAAGGGAAGAAAAGGCAGCAGUGGAUCAUCUGUAAAAGGAAUUACCAAUUUAGGAAAUGCUUAUCUAAGUGUGAAAGGAAUUACCAAUUUAGGAAAUACUUGCUUUUUUAAUGCAGUCAUUCAGAACUUGGCACAGACUUAUAUUCUGACUGAACUUAUGAAUGAGAUGAAAGAAAAUGGUACAAAAUUCAAGAUUUUUCCUUCCUUAGACUCUCAGCUGGACCCACUGGUGGUGGAACUUUCCAGCCCUGGACCGCUGACCUCAGCUUUGUUCCUGUUUCUUCACAGCAUGAGGGAGACUGAAAAAGGUCCACUUUCUCCAAAAGUCCUUUUCAGUCAGCUUUGUCAGAAGGCACCUCGGUUUAAAGAUUUCCAACAACAGGACAGCCAGGAGCUUCUCCAUUACCUGCUGGAUGUUGUGAGGACAGAAGAAACAAAGAGAAUACAAGCCAGCAUUCUGAAGGCAUUUAACAACCCAACUACCAAAACUGCAGAUGAUGAAACGAGAAAAAAGGUCAAAGCAUAUGGAAAAGAAGGUGUGAAAAUGAACUUCAUAGAUCGGAUCUUUAUUGGUGAACUAACUAGCACAGUAAUGUGUGAAGAAUGUGCGCAUAUUUCUACCAUGAAAGAUCCUUUCAUUGAUAUUUCACUUCCUAUAAUAGAAGAAAGGGUUUCAAAACCUGUGCUUGUGGGAAGAAUGAGUAGAUACAGAAGUUCCCAGGACAGAGAUAAUGAUCAGAGCAGUGACCCAGUUACUUUGGAAAACACUCAGCAAUCCAGACCUACCAAGAAGCACUCUGCUUGCAAAGAUAAGAAUCAACUAAUUCAUGACAGAAAACAUCUAAGAAAACCGUCAUCCCGAGAAGAAAAAAUGGCCAUCAUAAACCAGAAGAAGUCCAACUUGAACACCAAGGGGACAUCUGCAGCGUCUGUCAGCGCAGCGAGCAGUGAGUGGGCGCUGACCGAAAGCCCCACCGAGGGCAGUGAGAAAGAGGCCAGCCUUUCCGAGAGCAGCGUGGGGGCCGACAGUGAGGCCUCCGAGUCUGAAAGCGCUUCCAAUCCGGCGUGGCGGUGCAGACCCAGCAGGAGACCCUGUGUGCACCAAGGGGUACACUGUCCUGGUCCAUCGGCAAGUGAACUGCCACCAUCUAAGGAGCUGGACAGUGACGAUGAGCGAAUGGCCAAGGCUGUUUCUGAACUUCGCCUGAGCAGCCCUGGCAUUGGAGAUGGAGAUUUUGACAGAGCACAGCAGCUGCGUAGUGUGCCACUCAGUGUACCAGACAACUUGGGUUGUCGAGAGGAGAAGCACUUGCGGUCUCACAGUCUCCAUGAUGCUUUUCAGACCCUUUCUCAGAGCUACGUGACUACUUCUAAAGAAUGUUCAGUGCAGUCCUGUCUCUACCAGUUUACAUCCAUGGAAUUACUGAUGGGAAAUAACAAGCUUCUAUGUGAGAACUGUACGGAAAGGAAGCAGUUGUACCCAAAGGAAAUCAGUUCUGCGGAACAGAAAACACAAGGGGUUUAUACGAAUGCCAGGAAGCAGCUGCUCAUUUCUGCUGUUCCACCUAUCCUAAUUCUCCAUCUGAAAAGAUUCUACCAGGCUGGCUUGAGUCUUCGCAAAGUUAACAGACACGUAGAUUUUCCUCUUGUGCUUGAUUUAGCACCAUUCUGUUCUGCUACUUGUAAGAAUGUGAAUGCAGGUGAUAAAGUCCUCUAUGGUCUCUAUGGGAUAGUGGAACACAGUGGCUCCAUGAGAGGUGGUCACUACUCGGCUUAUGUGAAAGUAAGAACACCCUCCAGGAAGUUAUCAGAACACAUCACUGGAAAGAAGAGUGUGCCUGAUUUGAAAGAAUGUGACAGUGAAUCAGCAGGACAGUGGAUUCAUGUUAGUGACAUUCAUGUGCAAGUGGUUCCAGAAUCAAGAGCACUUAAUGCACAGGCGUAUCUUCUUUUUUAUGAAAGAAUAUUAUGAUUAUUCAUUAAUUACUAAUGGUAAUGACAUUUAGACCAUUUUAUUUGAAUGCUGUGACUAUCACCCACAUAUGUAAUGUGCCUUUAUCCUUUAUAGUUCUCUUUCUUCUGUAGGAAUGGCAUGUCCCUCAAAUAUUUCUGAACUUUUUCACCAUUUUGGUCAACCCUUUACAAGUAAGUUUAGUGUACUAAAUGCUUUCAGGUUUGUAUUUUGUUUUAUUGCAAAUAUUUGGCUUACGAACUAGAAAAAACUCAGAAUUUAUGGAAGAGGAGACUUCUUUAUCAUGUGGCUCAUUAUUGCAAGCAUUCAGAAAUGAUUCUUGCUAAAUGAAAUGAUUUCUGAAGACCGUUUUCUCAAUGUAAUCUUCCUGAUAUCAUAUAUGUAUAUUUUGUGCCAUUGUUUACUCAUUAUUUUUGUAAAUGCUUUCACCCUACAUUUUAGCCUUAGCCUUGUUUUGAGCAAUCAUAUUCUACAUUUAAUGUUUAAUUUCCACAAUUAAACAUUAAAAUGUGUAACUAUUGUUCAUCCAUUUGCCACUCCAUUUAAAAUCAUCUCAGGGCUAUCCAGUGGUAUAUGUAUAUAUACUGCUGUUAAAAAAACAUUGCUGUGACAUAAUUACACAAAAUAAUGCCUAAUAUGGUAGAUAGUUAUCUUGUCAUAUUUUAUAUGAUUCAGCCAUAUAAAAAGGCAUCAUUGUAAUUUCAUUAUAGGGAUUUACCAAUAAUAUAUUGAUUGGAUUAUUGCUUUGAGAACUAGAAAACUGGUGUAAACAUUUCAUGAACAUAUUUGUAGUCAAUUCAUGAUGGAGUUAG